AUGCGGACGACGAGGUUGUUAAUGAUGCGUCUCCCAAAGGCACGUCGUCCACGCGAGAGACCCUGGGAAAUCUUCAAUACACGUGACUUUGGAUUUAGUGAAGGAUCGCAAAACUACAGUAUGUGGUUUAUGACAGCUUCCACCUUUGCUGGUUUGUUGCUAUUUGAGGGAUACCAACAAAUGCAACGCAUCUUCGCGCGCGGUGACACGUGUCCUGCGUGUGAAGCUGCGAGGGAGCACUACCGACAGCGCGUAGCGAUCAAGGAGUACGAAAUGCAGGAGAGGUUUAAUAGUGGCGGUCGUGUAUGA
Trypanosoma theileri is the source of this 309-nucleotide messenger RNA. RefSeq lists its product as uncharacterized. Lineage: Eukaryota; Euglenozoa; Kinetoplastea; Trypanosomatida; Trypanosomatidae. Bases 1 to 309 code for a protein of 102 amino acids. The transcript has a single exon. The record is from RefSeq and is a predicted model, not a curated record.